Messenger RNA from Echinostoma caproni, 735 nucleotides. Lineage: Eukaryota; Metazoa; Platyhelminthes; Trematoda; Plagiorchiida; Echinostomatidae. The record is from the annotation of a GenBank genome assembly.
AUGACCAGCGAAGACAUUCUGUCCGGAAUCCAGGGCAAUAAUCAACAACACGAUUGCGAACUUCGAGAAGGUCCCCCGGGAGAACAAGGACCACCGGGAGUAUGUUCGAUCGAGCAAUGUCGAGAAGCUGCUUUGCCAGGACCCCCAGGACCACCAGGGGAAAAAGGUGACAAGGGAGAUCCCGGACAAUUUGAUGUCAAUGACGAACGAUCUGUAUCCUUCGUACGAGAAAUGGUCAAGAACUAUCUAUCCCUGCCAGAGAUUCACGAUUUGUUCCGUGGACCACGGGGUGAUCCUGGCAAAUGUGUUUGUGAAAAACCAAACGAUAGCCCAUCGGCCAUGGUAUUUGAACGGGAAAGUGAUCUAAGCAAGACAUCACACACAUUGCCCAUCGGAACAAUGGCUUACGUGAAAGAAGUUGACACAUUUUAUUUGAAAACAGGUGACAAAACCAAUACGUGGCGCGUGAUAAGCAUGUUGUAUCUCGUGGCACGAAACGAACGUCUGAGAGGUGAUUUGCGUCAGGGCAAUCGACUAACCGGAGCCCACGCUGGUUCGAUCUACGCCUGCCAGAGAUCUGCAAAUGCGGUUGGCCUAGGCCGAGCAUUCUAUCCACUAAUCAGUACGGAUGUAUUUAACAUGGACUAUGUCGUACCACCAACCUAUCGAUAUGGUGUGCCGCUCGUCAAUGUUAAUGUGAGUCGUCAUUCGCCUUGCCAUCAAAUGCCCCAAUGA